This is a messenger RNA of Diaporthe amygdali, 1626 nucleotides long. RefSeq lists its product as uncharacterized. Gene Ontology annotation, biological process: fatty acid metabolic process. Lineage: Eukaryota; Fungi; Ascomycota; Sordariomycetes; Diaporthales; Diaporthaceae. The coding region runs from base 1 to 1626 and encodes 541 amino acids. The record is from RefSeq and is a predicted model, not a curated record. The transcript has 5 exons. Gene Ontology annotation, molecular function: medium-chain fatty acid-CoA ligase activity.
AUGCCCCUCGGCGAGCUCGUCAAUGGCGCAACGCGCAACCUACAGCCUGCUUCCCGAAGUUGCCUGCUUCCCGAAGUUUCCUUCGGCAAGAACAGGCCGAACUCAUGGUUUGCAUGCUCUCUUUGGAGGCAAUCCAGCCAGUCAAGAUCGAGCUACCGUGAGAUCACCACCGAGCUGCCCAUACUGCCGAGCAGCAUUGAUGCUAUGGCCCUUGUAGCCUGCUCGUACAGUUUGUGGCUCACCACCUUUUUGGAUCUUCUUAUUGGGCUUUUGUCUGGCUCUUUGAGAAGCCGCAUGAAAGCGUAUCCUGGGAUCGGGACUAUUACUAUAGGUGCGACAGACACGAAUUCGGUGACUGGCGAGAGGAAUCUCUACAACAAAUAUGCUUCUUUGUCGUGCCACCCUCUGCGCUUUAGUUGCUAUCGAACACCGGCAGCUCAGAAAUCCCGGCUUGAGUUCCACCCUUUGGUCACGAACGGGCGCAACAUGAGCGUUAUCACUGACAGUGAGGAGCUAGGUGUUAUAGCUCGCAAUCGGGGUUUCAAAGCAGCAGCCAUCAGACUGAAGCAAACCGCGUCCUCCAGAGGCGCCCAGACCAUUCCUGAACUUAUCGACUACAACGCGAGAGUCAAUCCUGAUGCAUGUUUCUGCGUCCAGGCUGUGAAGCCCGUAGGCGCGCGGCCCAGAAAUUAUGUCAUCUUCACCAUGCGCCAGUUGCGCUAUGCAGUACUUUGGUGCUCCAAGGAGCUACGCGCGUGUCUGACUGGCCUGGAAAUCACUAAUGUCAGCGCGGAGACCGUACCAGGGCCGGAUCAUACUUUCCAUGUCAGACCCGACCCGGUAGCCCUCUUUAUGGACAGCGACAUCAGUCUUCUAGUGUACUUGUUCUCUCUGCUGGCUCUGGGCGUCCCCGUCGCCCUGGUGUCGAUUCGUCUGAACCCGGCAUCCAUUCAACAUCUUCUCACAGUCGUCAAGGCACAGACCGUGAUAACGUCUCCCCGGCUCGUCAGGACCGUUGAGUCGGCCUUCGACACAACACGCACGACAUACGGUCUUGGUGCAGCUAGCGUACACAUCGCCACCGAUUUUCAGUCGCCGAAUCCAGGCCCUGCAAAUGUCGAACCUAGUCCUCUUGAUGCCACCAUCUGCAGUCCGGGCCACUUUGUUACCGGUGAGGAUCGUAAUGUGGUCAUCUUGCACACGUCCGGAAGUACUGGCCUUCCGAAGCCGAUCCACCAUUCGCACAAGAUGCUGCUUGGGUAUGCCAGCUGCUACCGUCGCACAGGGGCGGAAGAUAUGGGAGGGCUCAACUUGUCCAUGCUACCAUUGUAUCAUGGCUUUGGGUUGGUGGUCGCUUGUCUAGCACUAGGUAUCGGAAAGCCUCUCCUGUUGCCGCCGUCACCUGAAGUGCCGACCGCCUCUUUGACGGCGGCACUGAUCCGAAGAUAUAGAUAUGGUAGACGGAAAAUCAGUUAUGCGAAAUCAGAGGUCAAAGCGAAAGAGUGGGCCCGACUGGCCAAUCAGGACAGUGCAAGCUAUUGUAAUAUAAUGUAUACCAAUGGAAUUCUUUCGCUGCUCGGCCAUGAGACCACAUUCUGUUUGGAGAAGUGGACUUCCCUUUUGUGA